Molecule: messenger RNA, 7388 nt
Organism: Cheilinus undulatus (humphead wrasse)
Lineage: Eukaryota; Metazoa; Chordata; Actinopteri; Labriformes; Labridae
Gene: ptprb
Product: protein tyrosine phosphatase receptor type b
Exons: 39
Coding region: 333-6326 (1997 amino acids)
Biological process (GO): protein dephosphorylation
Molecular function (GO): protein binding; protein tyrosine phosphatase activity
Source: RefSeq, a predicted model, not a curated record
GGAAGAGGGACAGACAGGGAGGAAAGGCUAAGGCUGAGUUUGAAGUCUGAGUCGGCUGAGAUGUGGAUGGAUGUGUGACGGAGAAGACUAUUCUGGAAAAACUGGAAACUACUCUGGAUUUCUUUGACUUUUCUUAAAGAGAAAGUAUUUGUUUUCCUGCUGUGUCUUUUUCAGACUUUCUCACACUCUCUGCUGAAGACCUCAAAGACAGAAUCAUCAGGAUAUUUAGGUUUAUUUUCUGGAAUCUUCCCGACUCCAAACUCCCAUCUUCUACCUCAGCCUCAGGAUUAUGUUGGUGCGUGGUCGCUCUGAGGAUCUGAAGGAGGAUCAAAAUGCUGAAAUGUAAAGUUCAAAGUUACCUCUGCUGCCUGUGGUUCACCUCACUGCUGCUGCUCCAGGAUUUCAUCAGAGCAGCUCCCACAGCCAACCAGUCCCUCCCAUGUAGCAUCUCUGUAUCUGAACACAUACCUGCCCUGGACUCCAUCUCUCUGACCAUCAGCACACCUGGACACGACUGCUCCUUCACUGUGACGUCUCUUGAUACCGGAGCAGACGGCGCCGAGUGCAGACGAAGAAAGAGCAGAAGAAGAAGAAGUGCUGAAGAGGAGACAGAGACAAAUGAGAUUCCAGUUAGUGAGCCAGGAGAGGAGGAGGUAAAGGAGGAAAAAAAACAAGGGGACUAUCUGGAAACGAACAAGCUAGGAGAGGAGGAUGGAGGGAACAAGGAGGCAGGAGGGGUUUUUACCUGUGUGCUGGAUCACCUAGAGCCGGGGACCGCCUACCUGCUGCAGGUUAAAUCACAGAAAGAUGAAGAGACGGCAAACAUCACCCUACACACCAGGCCGUCAGCAGUGAGUGACCUGGUGGUUACCUCCAGGACCAGCAGCCUGGGACUUUCCUGGCAGGCCGGCCCGGGCCGGACACAGCGCUUCAGGCUGCAGCUUGAGGAUGAUACAGGUCUGCUGAGGAACGAGACGUUAGAGAGCACAACGACCCAACAUACACUCAAAGACCUGUUGCCUGGACGACUGUAUAACGUUACUAUGGUUACAGAGGCAGGUGGGCUCCAGAACAGCCUGACGAUGGAAGCUCAGACAGUUCCUGCUGCCGUUUCAAAUCUCACCGCCACAAACAACAACAGCACAAGCGUCCUGUUGUCGUGGCAACUGCCUGAAGGUAACCUGGACACACUAGUCGUCGUCGUCUCGACCAAUGGGACAAGCCACACGGAUAUGAUGCUUCCUCCAAACGCCACCGAAGUAGGAGUUGAUCAGCUGACUCCAGGCUCGGCCUAUCAGGUUACAGUGAUGACCCGGAGCGGGAAACUGACAAACCAAUCAGUGAUCACCAUCAGGACGGCUCCAGCUCCAGCGUCCCUCCUCUCCUUGUCUCCUUCGUCCUCUGACGGCGGCCUCCUCCUCUCUUGGACUCCCCCUGGUGGUCACUGGGAGAGUUACAACGUGUCCCUGUUUGACGGCUCCCAGCAGUUAGUCAGCUCCACUCUGGACAGAGAGGCGGUUAACUUCAGCUUCUCUGGGACCGGACUUAUUCCUGGAAAAGGGUACAGAGCCGAGCUGAGGGUGGCGAGUGGAGGACUGACGGCUCAGAGCAGCCGUGAAGGAGCAACCGCUCCAGCGGCGGUGACAGACCUCUACAUUAGACACGCUGACGAGACCUCACUCAGCGCCUUUUGGAGCCACGCCCCCUCUGGGUUACGGGACAGCUACUUCCUGACUCUUAGCCAUGGAAACACCACUGUGGCCACCAGGGAAGUGGAGCCAAACAUGAGGGAGUGCACGUUUAAUGUGCUCACACCUGGGAGGCGCUACAACAUCACCGUGACGACCAGGAGUGGGAAACUGAACACGUCAGUGUCAGUGGAGGGGACGACAGACCCCAUGGCUCUACGCAGCCUCACUCUGAGGAGCUCUGGAGUAGACAGCCUCAAAGCAUCGUGGGAAAAACCACCAGGAGAUGUGGACUCUUACAUACUGACACUGCAGAAGGACGAUGUUGUUCAGAACUUCAGCGUUCCGGUUGGUUCUUCUUCUCUGCUGCUGUCUGGUCUGACUCCCGGCGCCCUCUACAAGCUGAAGGCUGCUACUGUCAGCGGAGGACUUCAGUCUGAGCUCGUCAGUCUGGACGGACGAACCACUCCAGCGUCCGUCUCCGAGGUAACGGCAUCAAACGGCGGCAGGUCAGAUGCUCUGCAGGUGUCAUGGCGUCCGGCGGUCGGUGUUGUGGAAAGCUACACAGUGCGCCUUCAGGAGGGGAGUCGAACUGUCCACACGUCUACAGUGUCCCACUCCUCGCCACCAGAGUGCUCCUUCAGCUCACUGGUUGCUGGUCGACUGUACUCAGUCGUCAUAGUAACGAGGAGCGGCAGCCUAGAGAACAUCACCACGGUUCAAGCCAGAACACAACCUGCGACUGUUCAGAACCCAACAGCCGUUCAUUCUGCACGAGACGACUUCCUCAAGGUUUACUGGCGUCCCGCAGCAGGAGAUCUGGACCGUUAUGUGGUUCUGAUCCGUUACAACAACAGCGUCCUGCAGAACAAAAGCGUCUCUGCUGGACACAUAGAGUGCGCCUUCUCAUCUCUGACCCCUGGAAGACUUUACACCGUCACAGUGGAAACCUGGAGUGGGGACUUUGUCAGCAGUGUCUCCACCGACGGACGGACCCUUCCUGCAGCUGUUGGAAAUCUGUCUCUGAGCAACGCAGGGACGAGUGAUCUGACCGUCACCUGGAACCCCGCCCCUGGAGACGUGGACCACUAUGAGGUGACUCUAUUCUUCAACGACACUCGCAUUUUCCCUCCGGAUGUGUUGAGCAGCGAUGUGAGACAUCAUCGGCUGACGUCACUGAACUCUGGACGACUUUAUAAGAUUGUGGUGUCGACGUUCAGCGGACCGUACCAGAGAGCUCAGUUCAUCAAGGGACGGACUGUCCCCAGUGCAGUCAGGAACCUGCACCUCGCUCCUCGACCAGGUGGACUUUAUGUUACCUGGACACCUGGAGAGGGAGACAUGGAGAUGUACGCCGUCACACUAUCCACCAUGGAUGGUUCUGUUGUGGAGAGACGUCCCGUUCCCAAACACAUCUCCUCAUUGGACUUCCUGGAUUUGAUCCCGGGAAAUGCCUACACCAUCACUGUCCAAUCUGAGAGCGGGAAGCUGACCAAUAGCAACAAAGCAACCGGCAGGACAGCUCCGGCCAGCGUCACCGCCCUACAGGCCGAUAACGACCACACCACCCACAGUCUCACCGUCAGCUGGGAGAGGCCGGUGGGCGUCUACGACGGUUACAGUCUGCAGCUAUUGGACGAGGCUGGAGUCGUUCUGACCAAUCGGUCGAUCCCCGCCCAGAGUCGAAGCGAGCGGUUGGAGGGUCUGACAUCAGGGAAGUGGUACAGAGUGAAGGUGGUGACGCUCAGUGGGGGAGUCCAAUCACAGGAGGCCACAGCAGAGGGACAAACCCGUCCGUCUGCAGUCACUAAUCUCACCGUCACCUCUGUCAACACCUCCUCUCUCUCCUUCUCCUGGCGCCCAUCCACUGGCCACGUUGACAUCUACGACCUGUCGCUUUACAGCGUCACUAAGGCAACAACCAAUCACAGACAGAACGCUGCAGGGAGCAGGAAGGAGCAUCACCAGGUGUUGGGGGAGCUGGUGGACCUGCAGAAAGUCGGUCGGGAUGUGGACAGCUGUGUGUUCACCGGUCUGAAAGCAGGAAGUCUGUACAGGCUGCAGGUGGAGAGCUGGAGCAGAGGCAUGAACAGUGAUUCGUCUGUACUCGCCAGAACCGUCCCGUCUUCAGUUUCGUCUCUCAGCGUGAAAAGUUCAGAAAUGACGGACAGACUGACGCUGGGCUGGGAGCACGGAGAAGGGAGCUGGAGCAGCUACCAGGUGAUUUUAUACGACAUCUCUGGAGCCUCUCUGGGUGCACAGACUCUGGGGGCGGAGCAUAAGAGUCACAUGUUCUCUGGGUUGAUUCCUGGUAGGCUGUAUCGCGCUGAGGUCAUCACACACAGCGGAGAACUGUCCAAUAACGUCUCAGCACUCGGACGCACCACUCCAGAGCCGCCCACCCACCUGUCCGUCAAACAAGGCCCGACCAAUGACACGAUAGAGCUGUCCUGGUCCGCUCCCGCCUUUGGAGACUAUGACAGCUUCAGCCUUCAGUGGACUCCUCCAGACCAGCUGUCGGUCAGACAGAACCAGUUCACCAGCCGCAUCGUGGGCGGGAUGUUUCCAGGGCGACGGUAUAACUUUACUGUGGAGACAAUCAGCGGCAGCGGAGCUAGGGGCGGGCCUACAGUUAGGAGUCGGUCGAUCCAGAGGAAUGUCAGGACAAGUCCGUCUCCUCUCCGGUCCAUCCACUGCUUCCCUCUCUCCUCCUCCUCCCUCUCCUGCUCCUGGUCGCCCCCUCCCUCGGACUUCGAUUCCUACGAGGUCGAGUGCCGCCGCCACGAUGAUGGGGAGCUGACCUCUGCGCUGCGCCUGGCCGGAGGCGUCAACGCGGUAACGCUGGAUCACCUGGAGGCGUUCAGGAAGUACUCUGUGACGGUCAGAGUGUCGUCAGCCGGGCAGACGAGUCCGCCGGCAACGCACACAACUGUCACCAUGAUUGACCGUCCUCCGGUCCCGCCAUCCAGCGUCCGUGUCAGCGAGAAGUCAUCGAAGCUCACGUCAUCCUCCAUCUUGUUCCGCUUCAACUGCUCGUGGUUCAGCGACACCAACGGAGCCGUCAGAUACUUCGCUGUGAUCGUGGCCGAGUCUGAUGCCAAUGAGAUGCUGCAGCCGGAGCAGCGCCACCCUCUGCCCUCCUACCGCGACUACAUCAGUAACUCCUCCGUCAGAGCGUAUCAGACUGCCUACUUCGUCAGCCGCUGCCCACAGGACACCGAGUCCUCACCUGGACAGGUGAUCGAGGUGAACCUGGGUGCUGGAGGGGACCGCCUUGGCGGGUCUUGUGACCAUUACCAUGAUGAUGACCUCUACCUUAGUGACAGCUACGGCGGCUUCUGUGACGGGCCGCUGAAGUCCAAGACCUCCUACAGGCUGAGCGUGAGAGCGUUCACCAAACUGUUCGACGAAAACCACCAAGAGUUCCCUCAGCCUCUGUUCAGUGACACCUACCUGUCUGCACCGCUCAGGACGCACGCAGAGCCUCUAGGGGGCGUUGUGGAGGGUCUGAGUGCUGGGAUGUUCCUGAUUGGGAUGAUGGUGGCCGUCGUCUCUCUGCUGGUCUACAGACAAAGGCUACGCAAAGUAGCGGUGCAGGAGAACCCGGUGGUGAGGAUGAGCAUGUGGAAGGAGGUUCCAUCUUCAGGAUUAUACGUUGGCGUCCGGAGUAAUCGUCGGGUAACCAGCCCCAUUAAAGCAUGCAACUUUGAGUCCCACCUAAGCAAACUACAGGCUGACUCCAACUACCUGCUCUCUGAAGAGUUUGAGGAUCUGAAGGAUGUCGGACGAAACCAGACGAUGGACGUCGCCCGAGUGCCCGAGAACCGAGGAAAGAACCGCUACAACAACAUCCUGCCAUAUGAUUCCACCAGAGUGAAACUGUCAUACCUGGAGGAUGAUCCCUGCUCAGACUACAUCAACGCCAGCUACAUGCCUGGUAACAACUACCGCCGGGAGUACAUCGCCACUCAGGGCCCACUACCCGGCACCAAAGACGAUUUCUGGCGGAUGGUGUGGGAGCACGGCGUCUACAAUGUCGUCAUGGUGACACAGUGUGUGGAGAAAGGACGGGUGAAAUGUGAUCAGUACUGGCCUGCAGACAGAGAGCCACUGUACUAUGGUGAUCUGGUCCUCCAGAUGCUGUCAGAGUCGGUCCUGCCAGAGUGGACAAUCCGAGAGUUCAAGAUCACAUCGGAGAGCAGCUGCAGUUACCCUCGGGUGGUGCGCCACUUUCACUACACUGUGUGGCCCGAUCAUGGAGUCCCAGAGAGCACACAGUCUCUGAUCCAGUUUGUCAGGACGGUCCGGGACUACGUGGACCGAUCUCCGAGCACCGGAGCCACCAUCGUACACUGCAGCGCUGGUGUUGGCCGUACAGGGACGUUCAUUGCUUUGGAUCGGGUUCUGCAGCAGUUGGACACCAAGGGAACCAUUGACCUCUACAGCUGCGUGUUUGACCUCCGCCUGCACCGCCAACACAUGGUCCAGACUGAGUGCCAGUAUGCCUUCCUGCACCAGUGUGUUCGAGACGUUCUGAGAGCCAGAAAACAUCGCAGUGAGCAGGAGAAUCCUCUCUACCCCAUCUAUGAAAACUUCAACCCUGAGUACUGCCGAGAUUUCAUUUACACCGGACGCUAAACCAUCAUCCCAUCAAGAGCAAAGAAAUGUUUCUAUUGCGGCUUACUUUGAAAUUUCAAAACCAUCCCAAUUAAUAGAGGAUGUAAGUGAAAUACAAGACAAAAAGGGGCAAAUCAGGAUGCUAUGAAAGAAAAUAAAGCAAGUAAUGCAAUAUUAUUGGGGGAAUAUUUGAGACUUUCACUACAAAAUUACUGGUGUUAAUCUAACUUGUUAAAGGGUUUUUCAAAGACAAACGGGUUGAUCUCAGGUCGUUGGUGGAUAGCAAAGUUUAAAACGUUAGCAGUGAUAGCGACCCACUAACCUCAAAAUAUCUGUAUAGUUGCAGGAGGGAAAGAGCCAUUUUUGUUUUCUGAUUUUACUGUAUGUUCUCAGUUAUAAGCUGUUUAUUUAAUAUGUUACACACAUUGCUGUAUGUAAAUAUUGAUGUAAUACUCCUUUUUUUAAAGAUAUGAUUAUGCACAUUUACUGUAUGUUGACUUUUUUUUGUAAUAUUCUGAAAUCAAACACUUGGCAAAGUAGAUGCAACUGCUGUAUUCAAACUCAAGUGUAACCUGCUUUUAAAGUGUAUAUUUAGAUUUAACAUAUAACCUUUUUUAUAUAAAAGUUGUUCAUAUAUUGUUGAAACAUAUGUUGAAAAUUUUGUUUUGCAACUAUAUGGGAUGAGAUUGUCAAAAUUUGCAACAUUUUAUAAUGAUGUAGGUGUCAAAUUCACCAUAUUUCAUGUGAUUAUUUGCAAUUUGAAACUAUUAUCCUUAAUUGGAUAGAUAUUUUUUAUAUAGUUCCAGUUUUUUGAGUUUAUAUUCUGUCGUAAUGAUAAGUUGUUUAGAUUAGUAUUAUUAUAAAGUCAUCAUAUAGGUUAUGAAAACCCACACUCCUCUAGUGUAUAGCAUCAUUAAGUUUGUUCUACUGAUAUAAAGUGACACAUAUUCUUAUCAGAAAUAUAUUUUAUUGAUAUUAUGAUAUACCACUGACCUAAGAAUGUACAUCUGUUUUUAAAUUUUGCUGUCAGAUCACUGGAAACUGGGUUAUUAAAUGAUUAUAAAAUAAAACUUUUCAAACUUU